Molecule: messenger RNA, 2847 nt
Organism: Anopheles darlingi
Lineage: Eukaryota; Metazoa; Arthropoda; Insecta; Diptera; Culicidae
Exons: 4
Coding region: 353-1282 (309 amino acids)
Source: RefSeq, a predicted model, not a curated record
GCUGUAGCGUUCAAAACAUCCGUGAUAUCCGUGAUUCAAGUAUCUGUUCAGAUACCUCGCAAAUUUCUAGUUUAGGCAUUAUCCUAGACAUUUUCUUAAUUUGAAUAUCAGCAACUGGUGUAUACUGUGGUGGUGUAGUUCACAGUGCAGCUAUCCGUGGGCACUUCAUCUACACUCAAUCAAUGCAAUAGAAUGCGAGUGCCCCUGCCAACCCCCAUUCAUGACCAGCAAAAACUUGGCGAGAGCAUUAAUUAGAGCGUUCAUUACUUGUACCAAGUGCUAGCACGUGCGAUUUCAUCAUUCCUUUGAGUAGAGAGCUAGUUUUGGUGUUGCGCAAGUUACGCCGGCAACGAUGUUCUGGAUUCUGCGGCGCACUGGUGCGGUCAACCUAUUCAGUUCCAUCAACGGUAACGAAAACACAGCAAAGACGGGGUCGAAUCAUAGCAGUAAUUCGGAGAAAAGUAAUCCCCGUCCAUCACGUAAGGCGUACGGACGGCUGAGUGUCGAAUCAGAUGAUACACAGUCGCGAGUCGAAGCCAAGACGCCGACAGUGGCCGCUUACGCUGGCGAUCAACUCGCGAUCCUGGGCUGGUGGGGAACAGCGGACAACUGCAAUACGUUGGCAGACAGGAGCAAUGAAGACGGCAAUGGUAACCGCUGGGGCUAUAUGACGAGCACCGGCACCAGGGUCGUCGAUAGCGGUACCAAACGCAGUGGUAAUCACAUCAUCAACAACAAUAACAACAACAAUCAACUGAAAAGCAAUGGGCACUUUGCGCAGACCGAGCCGAUGGUUGACCACACGCCAGUGCCAGUACCAACGGCACGGCACACAGCAUCGUUGACGGUGAAUCCUGGACUCGAUGAGGAUGCUAACCGGAACCACGUGAACUAUGGUGAAACUGACACGGAACUCGAGCUGAACAAUCACAUCAACCAACAGCAGCCCCUGUCCCAGCUUCAUACGGUGGUGCUUUCGGACGACGAUGAUUAUGAAGAAUCCCUAACGUGUAACGUGUGUGAUCGGUCAUUCCAUUGCCGCCGACAGCUGGCGUCUCAUCAGCAGAAGAAACGCCAUUUUGGAUGUAGCGGUUGCGAUAGUCUGUUUCCCACGUUGAUGCUAUUGGAGCACCACAAGGAGGAGUUCGAACACUGGAGCGACUAUGAGGACAACGAGCGACUACCAUGUUGCCGGCGUAACCGUCUCGAUGACGAAGACCACACAGAUACCGAGACUGCAACGAGUGAAGCGGAGAGCGAAGACCUAGAACGGCUGCUCUAAAUGUUAGAACCAGGACCAGCAGGUCACCUUCGGGAUUGCAAUAUUUGGGAUCAAAUGCCAAUACAAAAGUUCUGCAGAAUGAGAAUACCAUUAUUGAUAGUCCUAAAUUGUUUGAACCAUUCGAUUGGGGAAAUGCAACUGUCGCAUGGUAAAAACCCGCUAUUAGCACCCACUCUCACGGAGCACUCAAAAAUUCAUCCAUUUGGUGGCAGGGUUGAAUCAUUAGCUAACGUUAAAGAAACGGGUGAUCGGGUAACGCAACCGAAAAAAAUCGCUGUUUUACUAUUAAAAUGUAGCUUUUCCACCCCUUCCUCCUUCCCUAAUGCAUUUAGUUACGUUUCCACAUAUUUUUAUGCAGGUUUAAUUAUCAAAAAAGUGUUAAUUAACGAUAUUUUUGGUCACUCAGUAACUUAUCAUCAGUGGGGGGCCUAUUUCUUUGUUUGUUUGAGUUUUGUAAAUCAUUCUACCUAUAGUUUUAACUUAACAUUGCAUGUAUUGGGCCUACAAUAGAGCGUAAAGCGCGUAAUCAGAAGACCAAUCACAACUUAACGCGACAAAUAGUUGCAUUUACCCGAUCACCCGUUUCUUUAACGUUAGCUAAUGAUUCAACCCUGCCACCACGGUUGAAUUUUUGAGCGCUCCGUGAGAGGGGGUGCUAAUAGUGGGUUUUUACCAUGAUUUUGAUGCUUGUGGUAUCUAUCGGAUAAAGGCAAACAAAAACUCAAAAAAACAUUUUUUACUGACAAGUAACUAGCCAAGUAAGGAAGAAAUAAUCAAGAGCGGUUGAGCUAAUGAUUCACACUAUAUACGGGCUACUAGAAAUACCUGCAGACAAUCACAAUGCCAUCGCCAAAAAACUAUGUGCUAUGGUUUUGGUUGAUGCGAGUUGUUCAGUUUUUGUAUUGACUACUGGUGCACCGCUCAACGAGGUAGGUAUGCAAAGAGCUAAAUUGCCAUUUGUUUAAUGCUAUUAUAGGGUAUCCGGAUUUGUAUAACAGCAUGUAUAGCCUCACCUGCAUACGACAUUUCUCUAAACGUGAUCAAAACUCGUAGUACGGAAUUGAUAAAUUGAACAAAUCGAGAAUCGAGCAAAGAUCAAGAGUAGGACAACACUCGGGAAGAAAGUAAAACGCAAAUUGGAUGAUUUGAAACUUAGUUACUUCUGAAAACUAUAAUCCAUAUUUAGAUGCAGAACGUAAUACACGAUUAUACAUUAUCAUAUGUACGACAGAUACAGUGGUGUUCGAAUUAAUAAGAGCAAAACUUUGAUUUCACUUGUACGGCUCAUAUCUAGUUUUUGUAAAGGAUUUAGGGCCAAUUCUGAUUUUUUCAUUAAUGUACUAGUAAUAACGAAGAGAAAUGGCUCAAAUGGUUAUCAGUGCAGCCUUUGUUUAUCGAUCAAGACAGUCGUUUGAUAAACAGUGCUAAAUCUGGUUGUUCGAAAUAAUAAGAGCCCAAAUCGGAAAAGAUACUUUAUCAGUCUCUCUGUUGCACAAAAGCCAUCCAACGGUAUAUUUCUGUUGCUAAUUGAAAUGUAGAUGAUGUUUAAAGAUUUUUUUCAUAAA